This is a messenger RNA of Arabidopsis arenosa, 5487 nucleotides long. NCBI's taxonomy places the organism in Eukaryota, Viridiplantae, Streptophyta, Magnoliopsida, Brassicales, Brassicaceae. The record is from the annotation of a GenBank genome assembly.
ACUUUUUCUCUCUUGUAGUAGUAAAAUACUUUGCGCUUUAAAGACAACAACAAACAACAUUAAAUUAGAUCCUUAUUCUUGACCUUUCGAUCAGAUUCAUGGCAACGACUCAAUCACACACCUCAGAUCUUACUUCAGAGGAGCAACCUGCUAGUUUGGACAUCAUGAAGGAGCAGCAGAAUGUCCCGGUAAACAACGAGACAUCAGCUUCUUUUAAGUCCUCCCAGGAAGCUGCAGUUGUAGUUCAUCCAGCAAAAGUUGCUCCAUUAACUGGACCUUAUGGUUUAGCCGGUGAUUUUGCUGGACACUUACCUAGCAGCAUCCUCUCUCCUCAAGCGCAAGGCUUUUACUAUAGAGGUUAUGAAAACCCCACAGGCGAAUGGGACGAAUAUUCCUCGUAUGUCAAUGUUGAAGGAUUGGACAUCACAUCUCCUGUUGGCUUCAAUGAGAAUGCUUCUCUGGUCUACCAAACGGGAUAUGGAUACAACCCUCAAAUGCCGUAUGGGCCAUAUUCCCCUGCAGCAAGUCCCUUGCCUUCUGAGGGGCAGUUGUAUUCGCCUCAGCAGUUUCCGUUUUCGGGGGCAUCACCGUAUUACCAGCAGGUAGUUCCUCCUAGCAUGCAAUAUAUUACUUCUCCAACUCAGCCCGAGCUCACCAGCCUUGUCGGUGUUGACCAACAAGGUGAUAACAUCGGACCACGCCCGUCCUACCAUCCUCAUCCCAUUGGACCGUUUAAUGGAAACCAGCCAAACCUUGGUUUUCCUGAAUGGCAGCAAGGUUUUGACGGGGGAAUAUGGUCAGAUUGGUCCAAGCCUUCUGAUAUGCACAGACAUUCUUCUUCUAUUUCUCCGGCUUUAUCUCCUCAGCCACUCGGCUCAUUUGGAUCAUAUGGCCAGAACAUUCCCAUGGGGUCACAGCGACAGAGAUCGUUUUACGGUUUUGGAUCUGGUUCGAACUCUUAUAACAGAGGUUAUAUGCAUAGUGGUGGUCGUGGCCAGGGUUCUAACUAUGGAAGUAGACUAAUUUCUAAUGUGGGUAUGGGAAACCACGGCUGGAUUGGGGUUGACAACAGUCGAGGGCGUGGAAGGGUUAGUGAUCCAUCUUUGGGUGGUGGUUAUAAUGGUACAUUUGAUAUCCUCAAUGAGCAAAAUCGAGGACCAAGGGCUUCAAAGCCUAAGACUCAGGUCUCAGAGGAGCUUGAUUCUGCUGCUGAUUCUAAGAAAAAUAACAAAGGCAGUGCAAAGGAACACGAGGAAUCCAACAACGCGGACUUUGUCACCGACUACAAUAACGCCAAGUUGUUCAUCAUCAAGUCUUACAGUGAAGACAAUGUUCACAAAAGCAUCAAAUACAAUGUAUGGGCUAGCACCCCUAAUGGCAACAAAAAGCUUGACGCUGCUUAUCGUGAGGCCAAGGAUGAGAAAGAACCGUGUCCACUGUUUCUUCUGUUCUCGGUAAAUGCGAGUUCCCAAUUCUGUGGUGUAGCGGAGAUGGUUGGACCUGUUGAUUUUGAGAAGAGCGUUGAUUACUGGCAACAGGACAAAUGGAGUGGACAGUUCCCAGUGAAGUGGCACAUUAUCAAAGAUGUUCCAAACAGUCAGUUCCGCCACAUCAUAUUGGAAAACAAUGACAAUAAGCCUGUGACUAAUAGUCGAGAUACCCAAGAAGUAAAACUGGAACAGGGCAUCGAGAUGCUGAAGAUCUUCAAGAACUACGAUGCUGAUACGUCAAUCUUGGAUGAUUUCGGGUUUUAUGAAGAGAGGGAGAAAAUUAUACAGGACCGGAAGGCAAGAAGACAGCCAAGCUUGCCAUCUGCAGGAGUAGUAGCAGGAGAAAAUGAACAUAAACCUGCUUCUGCUGCAUUGCCCACAGACUUCAUGAAGAACAUGUCCAAGAGUUUUGCGCAAGUUGUCCGCUUGGACGAAGGUAGCAAAGAAGCAGGCAAGGCCAGUUCACCUCCAGAUGCAAUUACAACAACAGCAGCAGUCUCUUCUGGUCAAUCCAACUAUGGUGAUACCUUAUCGACGUUAGCUCAAUUUAUCUCCUCUUCCGAGAGAUUUUUCCGGCGACCUGACGGUGAUGGAGGCUUUUGUUAUUGCUGGGCCACCGUGUUUGCACUUGUCUUCAUUCUUCUCUACCAAUUCGUCCUUUCCCCAAAAAUCCGAUUCUUCAGUCAUGCUUCUUCUUCUUCUUCUUCUUCCCCUGUCGUCUCGGUUUCUCAAUCUCUGAGCUCCCAAUCAGGAAUAUCUUCUACACUUGUUUCUGAUGAAGAUCUAAAGGGUCUGAUUGAAAAAUUGGAGGAAAGAAGUGAGGAUGCUCAGGUAUGGGAACAUGUUAUUCAGAAAAGCAACCCUCGCGUCUCAUACACUGCUAAAUGCUGCAAACCAACAGAUGGUGGUCCCAUGAAGUAUUUGAGUACUACAGUGUUUGAGGAUUGCUCGCCAGAGGUUUUGAGGGACUUUUACAUGGACAAUGAUUACAGGAAACAAUGGGACAAGACUGUGGUUGAGCAUGAGCAAUUGCAGGUUGACAGUAAUAGUGGAAUCGAGAUUGGUCGCACUAUAAAAAAGUUUCCCUUGUUGACACCAAGGGAGUAUGUAUUAGCUUGGAAAUUGUGGGAGGGGAAGGAUAAGUUUUACUGUUUCAUCAAGGAAUGUGAUCACAAUAUGGUGCCACAACAGAGGAAGUAUGUACGUGUAAGUUAUUUCAGAUCUGGUUGGCGAAUUAGGAAAGUUCCUGGUAGGAACGCUUGUGAGAUACACAUGUUUCAUCAGGAAGAUGCUGGAUUAAAUGUUGAGAUGGCAAAGCUUGCUUUCUCAAGAGGCAUAUGGAGUUAUGUUUGUAAGAUGGAAAAUGCACUUCGUAAGUACAUUGGAACCAGUCAUAGACCCCAAGGGCCCACUUUAUCCGCUUGCUUGAAAGAUUCUGCCCUGCAAUAUCUGUUUGUAAAAUCUCAAUUUGGUUUUCUGAAACUGAAUAUGCCUUCUUUGGCAUCACACCCUUGUGUUAUCCCACAGAUUCCAUCAGAGUUAGAAAGUCAGACAGAUGACAUUACAAACUCCUCGGGAACUACUAGUGGUCUGCACACAGGUGAAGGAGCCAAACGGAAGAAACUGUUGAGAAAGCCUUCAAAGAAACUGAUAGCAAAUGGUAUGUUACUUUUGGGCGGUGCAGUUGGUGGUGCAAUCUGCCUGUCUCGUGGUCACUCCGCCUUGGGAGCAAAGGUCGCCUUGGCCUACUUCUUGUCGAAGAUGAGAAAACGUGGAGCUCCACUGAGUCAAACAACCCAAAACGCUGUUAGAUCGGACUUGGACACAGUUGUGCCGAUCAUACUUGUCUUCAUCGCAUGUUUCGGAAUCUUCACCUCCAUCGUUCUUGCAAAAACGGAUAGCCAAGACGUAUCGGCUCUUAAUGACGCUUAUAAGAGCAUGAACUCUCCAUCAAAACUCAAAGGAUGGUCUUCAAGCGGAGGCGAUCCUUGUGGUGAUUCAUGGGAUGGCAUUACUUGCAAAGGCUCUUCUGUUACUGAAAUAAAAGUAUCAGGACGUGGACUCAGUGGAUCUUUAGGUUACCAGCUUGGAAACUUGAAAUCACUCACUUACCUUGAUGUAAGCAAGAACAAUCUUAACGGAAACUUACCCUACCAGCUUCCUGACAAGCUUACUUAUCUAGAUGGUUCUGAGAAUGACUUCAACGGUAAUGUGCCAUACUCGGUAUCUCUCAUGAAUGAUCUCAGUUACCUAAACCUUGGCCGUAACAACCUCAAUGGUGAACUCAGCGACAUGUUUCAAAAGCUUCCAAAACUUGAAACAAUUGAUCUGUCUUCCAAUCAACUCACUGGAAAACUACCGCAGAGUUUUGCCAAUCUGACAGGCCUUAAAACACUGCACUUGCAAGAAAACCAAUUCAAAGGCUCUAUAAAUGCUCUCAGGGACCUCCCUCAGAUUGAUGAUGUAAACGUCGCAAACAAUCAAUUUACUGGUUGGAUCCCAAACGAGUUGAAGAACAUUGGAAACCUUGAAACUGGAGGAAACAAGUGGUCAAGCGGUAGAGCUCCUUCACCACCUCCCGGAACCCGUCACAUAGACAGAAACUCAUCAGGAGGCGGUGGGGGAAGCAGCAAGGCUCUGACACUUGGAGUUAUAAUAGCGGUUUCUUGUAUAGGUGGACUCAUUUUAAUUGCAGGAGUGAUUGCAUUGUUUUCUCGAAGAAAGAACUCUCAUCAUUCUUCUCACUUUUUCGAUGAAGAGAAAGGAACCAACCGAAACAAGCCACUCUUCACACCACAAUCCUCUCAGAUGCUUCAAUUCGAUAAUAUGGAAGAAUUCAAAGGCCAGAAGACAGUUGAUUCUAAUACUUCACUUGAAACAAAGCCUUCUGUUAAAAGAACUUCUUCUGUCAGUUUCAAGAACUCUCCUACUUUUCAUCUCAUACCUUCUACCCAAGUGGCUGCAACCCCUGAUCGUUCCUCCACCCCCGAAAACUCUCCUGAUACACGCGGUGUGAAAGUGUUUUCAUUAACGGAUUUGCAGAAUUCCGCGUCUUGUUUCUCGCCAAAUCGCUUUCUUGGUGAAGGAACCAUUGGACGUGUUUAUAAAGCUAAAUUUCAAGAUGGAAGGAAAUAUGCAGUCAAAGAGAUUGAUUCCUCACUGUUAGGAAAAGGAAAUCCGGAAGAGUUUUCACACAUAGUGUCGAGUAUCUCGAGUAUUCACCACAAGAAUAUGGCAGAACUCGUGGGUUAUUGUUCAGAACAAGGAAGGAAUAUGCUUGUUUAUGAGUAUUUCACAAGUGGAUCACUUCACAGAUUUCUUCACCUGUCUGAUGAUUUCAGCAAACCAUUAACUUGGAACACCAGAAUCCGAAUCGCUCUCGGAACUGCUCAAGCUAUAGAGUACCUUCAUGAAACAUGUUCGCCUCCGCUAGUUCACAAGAACAUCAAGUCAUCGAACAUUUUACUUGAUAAUGAGCUAAAUCCCCGCCUCUCAGACUAUGGCUUGGCAAACUUUCACCACCGCACAAGUCAGAAUCUUGGAGUUGGAUACAAUGCCCCGGAAUGCACAGAUCCCUCGGCUUACACACAAAAGAGCGAUGUGUACAGCUUUGGUGUGGUGAUGCUUGAGCUGCUAACUGGUCGAACGCCUUAUGACAGUGAGAGGCCAAAAGCAGAACAGUCUUUAGUUCGUUGGGCAAAGCCGCAGCUUAAAGACAUGGAUACUCUGGAUGAAAUGGUGGAUCCCGCGUUGUGUGGACUCUAUGCUCCAGAAUCUGUAUCAUCAUUCGCGGAUAUAGUUUCCAUCUGCGUAAUGACGGAGCCUGGACUUCGGCCUCCAGUGUCAAAUGUGGUGGAGGCAUUGAAGAGGCUAGUGUAGUCUAGUGCCUCAAGUCAUUUUGAUGCGCCAAAGGUAUUAAAAGAAGAAGAAUAACUCUUUUGGAGAUUGAGGCUAAAACCUGAGAAACUUCUGAUCAAAAUCAAGUAGGAACUCAAAA